Molecule: messenger RNA, 776 nt
Organism: Panonychus citri (citrus red mite)
Lineage: Eukaryota; Metazoa; Arthropoda; Arachnida; Trombidiformes; Tetranychidae
Product: ribonuclease P/MRP protein subunit POP5-like
Exons: 2
Coding region: 315-746 (143 amino acids)
Biological process (GO): tRNA 5'-leader removal
Cellular component (GO): ribonuclease P complex
Molecular function (GO): ribonuclease P RNA binding
Source: RefSeq, a predicted model, not a curated record
AUCCUUUUGAUUACAAUUAAGUUUUAAUUAAAUUGCUGUCAUAUUUAAUCAUCUUGGUCUAAUGAUCCAGUUAAGAUAAAUUACCGAGUUAUUCACACCUUUGAGCUGUAUUUCUUUUGUCUCUUGCUUACUAACCAUAAGUUUAAGUUUUGUUUUUGUUUACAUUUGAAUUUUUGGUAAACAAACAAAAAAUUUUCUAAUUUUUGUUUUUCUUCCUGAUUAAUUUAAUUGUGAUCAUUAUUGGCCACUUUUGGUCACUAUUUUAGAAUCAAAAAAGGGACAAUCAACUGUGAUUAUCGUUUUAAUUGUUAUCAAUGGUUCGUGUUAAGAAGAGAUAUGUCCUACUAGAAUGUGUUCUAGAUGAUAAUGGACGAUAUUCAUCUGAAGGAUUACCAUUCGGUGAGGGUGAUGUUGUGGUUGCUCUUCGUGAGGCCGUUAAAAUGAUUCAUGGUGAUUACGGCCUUGGGUCGGUAAUUGGUUCAUUGUUUUGUAAACGAUUGUCCAAGAAAACUCGAAUUUGCCUUUUCUCAUGUCGAUUUGGUCCACAUUACAUGUUAACAACUUCCAUUCCUUUUGUAAAAAAGAUUAAGGAAACUCCUUGUAGUUUAAGACAAUUAACUAUUUCGGGAACCAUUAAGGGAGCCUGCGAAUUCUUGAAAAAAUUUUAUGAACGACAAGUUGAAGAUUAUGAAAAUGAAUUGAAAAAAUUUGAAAAUACUAAAUUCAGAUUACAGAAACUUGAAUAAAUUCAUUUAUAUUAACAUUUACACAACAAA